Mandrillus leucophaeus (drill) is the source of this 2233-nucleotide messenger RNA. RefSeq names its product glycoprotein 2 (zymogen granule membrane) (gene GP2). Gene Ontology annotation, biological process: neutrophil migration. The coding region runs from base 337 to 1941 and encodes 534 amino acids. The transcript is spliced from 11 exons. NCBI's taxonomy places the organism in Eukaryota, Metazoa, Chordata, Mammalia, Primates, Cercopithecidae. Gene Ontology annotation, cellular component: cell surface; apical plasma membrane. The record is from RefSeq and is a predicted model, not a curated record.
CAGCAUGUUCAGCAUUCAGCACACAGCACUAUUGUUUGUAGGAAGCAUUUGCACGAUGCUGAGACAGCUGGAAGGGUUUACACUGUGAGGGGAGGGCCCUUCUUUCACCAUCCUUUGCGUAAAUGGCUUAUCUCACCUCCACUCAACAAGCCCAGUGUAUGGCCUAGAACUCCCAUCAUACCUGUGCACCAAUUGAGGAGAGACACAUGGGUGGGAAAUUGCAAUAAAAAGACAGCCCACAGCAGGCUGCAUUCCCACGGCUGGCCGGAGGAGGAGAAACGCUUUGUGUUCUCAUCGGAGCUGCACAGCAAGUCUGCAUACAGCAAAGUGACCUGCAUGCCUCACCUUAUGGAAAGGAUGGUGGGUUCUGGCCUCCUGUGGCUGGCCUUGGUCUCCUGCAUUCUGGCCCAGGCAUCUGCAGUGCAGCAAGGUUAUGGAAACCCCAGUGAAGCCAGUUCCUAUGGGCUGGACUUGGACUGCGGAGCUCCUGGCACCCCAGAGGCUCACAUCUGUUUUGACCCCUGUCAGAAUUACACCCUCCUGGAUGAACCCUUCCGAAGCACAGAGAACUCAGAAGAGAAACAGGGGUGCGAUGACAACAUGAGUGGCUGGUACCGCUUUGUAGGGGAAGGAGGAGUGAGGAUGCCGGAGACCUGUGUCCAGGUGCGCCGAUGCCAGACAGCCGCUCCCAUGUGGUUGAACGGGACCCACCCUGCCCUUGGGGAUGGCAUCGUCAACCGCACUGCCUGUGCCCACUGGAGUGGCAACUGCUGUCUCUGGAAGACGGAGGUGCUGGUGAAGGCCUGCCCAGGCGGGUAUCACGUGUACCGGUUGGAAGACACUCCCGAGUGUAAUCUGAGAUACUGCACAGAUCCCUCCACUGUGGAGGACAAGUGUGAGAAGGCCUGCCGCCCCGAGGAGGAGUGCCUUGCCCGCAACAGCACCUGGGGCUGUUUCUGCAGACAGGACCUCAAUAGCUCUGAUCUCCACAGUUUGCAGCCUCAGCUAGACUGUGGGGCCGAGGAGAUCAAGGUGAAGGUGGACAAAUGUUUGCUGGGAGGCCUGGGUUUGGAGGAGGAGGUCAUUGCCUACCUGCGAGACCCAAACUGCAGCAGCAUCUUGCAGACAGGCGAGACGAACUGGGUAUCUGUGACCAGCCCCGUCCAGGCUAGUGCCUGCAGGAACAUUCUGGAGAGAAAUCAAACCCAUGCCAUCUACAAAAACACCCUCUCCUUGGUCAGUGAUUUCAUCAUCAGAGACACCAUCCUCAACAUCAACUUCCAGUGUGCCUACCCACUGGACAUGAAAGUCAGCCUCCAAGCUGCCUUGAAGCCCAUUGUAAGCUUCCUGAACGUCAGUGUGGGCGGGGAUGGAGAGUUCAUUGUUAGGAUGGCCCUCUUCCAAGACCAGAACUACACGAAUCCUUAUGAAGGGGAUGUAGUUGAACUGUCUGUUGAGUCCAUGCUCUAUGUGGGCGCCAUCUUGGAGCAAGGGGACACCUCCCGGUUUAACCUGGUGUUGAGGAACUGCUAUGCCACCCCCACUGAAGACAAGGCUGACCCUGUGAAGUAUUUCAUCAUCAGAAACAGCUGCUCAAAUCAACGUGAUUCCACCAUCCAUGUGGAGGAGAAUGGGAGAUCCUCGGAAAGCCGGUUCUCAGUUCAGAUGUUCAUGUUUGCUGGACAUUAUGACCUAGUUUUCCUGCAUUGUGAGAUUCAUCUCUGUGAUUCUCAUAAUGAACAGUGCCAGCCUUCUUGCUCAAGAAGUCAAGUCCGCAGUGAAGUACCGGCCAUUGACCUAUCCCGGGUUCUAGAUUUGGGGCCCAUCACUCGGAGAGGUGCGCAGUCUCCUGGUGUCAUGAAUGGAACCCCCGGCACUGCAGGGUUCCUGGUGGCCUGGCCCAUGGUCCUCCUGACUGUCCUCCUGGCUUGGCUGUUCUGAGAGCUCCACUGAGCAUCUGGCCUUGAAGUUGUGUUCUUCCCUCUGGCAAUGGCUCCCUUCACCACUUCUGCUUUCCACUCCAAUUCACACAGUCUUGGUAUUAACAGACUCAAGGCCAGGCUAGGUUUCGGGAAAGGGAAGAACUUUCACCUUCUUUAAAAUUCUCGGCUGGGCGCCGUGGCUCAUGCCUGUAAUUCCAGCACUUUGAGAGGCUGAGGCAGGUGGCUCACCUGAGGUCAGCAGUUCAAAACCAACCUGGCCAAAAUGGUGAAACCCCGUCUCUACUAAAAAU